GACCUAAACACGCAGUAGAGGCACAGGCUAGUCACUAGCGCCUCUCUUUACCCUUUUAAAAAAAAUAUCCGAAUACAUGGAAUCCCCAGAGCUAGAGAGGGGCACUGUACACAGCCGUCAAAGAACCAGGUGGAUUGCCAGCUGCUGAUUUCUCUCCUAGCACAAAACCUAGAUAUGCUACAUGUUCACUGCCACUAACAAUGACCAUGACCCUUCACACAAAAACCUCCAGUGUUGCCUUAUUGCACCAGAUACAAGGCAAUGAGCUAGAGCCUCUGAACAGACCUCAGCUGAAGAUUCCUCUGGAACGACCGAUCAGUGAAAUGUAUGUGGACAGCAACAAGACAGGGGUUUUUAAUUACCCAGAAGGUGCUACUUAUGAUUUUUCUACUGCCGCUCCAGUGUACAGCUCAACCAGCCUCAGUUAUGCCCCUACAACAGAAUCAUUUGGGUCCAGCAACUUGGGAGGAUUUCAUCCUCUGAAUAAUGUUCCUCCAAGCCCUGUUGUGUUUUUACAAACGGCACCACAGCUCUCAUCUUUUAUUCACCGCCAUAGCCAGCAGGUACCUUACUACCUUGAGAAUGAAACGAGCAACUUUGCCAUGAGGGAGGCUGCUCCAACAGCUUUUUACAGACCAGGCUCAGAUAACAGGCGUCAUGGUGGCAGAGAGCGGAUGGCCAGCGCCAGUGAAAAGGGAAGUCUACCUAUGGAAUCCACCAAGGAGACCCGCUACUGUGCUGUGUGCAAUGACUAUGCUUCAGGCUACCAUUAUGGUGUUUGGUCCUGUGAGGGCUGCAAGGCCUUCUUCAAAAGAAGUAUUCAAGGUCACAAUGACUACAUGUGUCCAGCUACCAAUCAGUGCACCAUUGACAAGAACAGGCGGAAGAGCUGCCAGGCUUGCAGGCUCCGAAAAUGCUAUGAAGUUGGAAUGAUGAAAGGUGGGAUCCGGAAAGACCGCAGAGGAGGCCGUAUGCUGAAACACAAACGACAAAGAGAUGAGCAUGAUGGCAGGAAUGCAGGAGUUGUGGCUGAAGUGAGAAAUGCCGCACUGUGGCCAGGUCCCCUGAUGAUCAAACACAGCAAGAAAAACAGUCCAGCCCUGACUCUAACUGCAGAUCAGAUGGUCAGCGCUUUGCUAGAUGCAGAACCACCGAUUGUCUAUUCUGAAUUUGACCCGAACGGGCCUUUCAAUGAAGCUUCUAUGAUGACACUGUUGACCAACCUUGCUGACAGAGAACUGGUGCACAUGAUCAACUGGGCCAAAAGAGUUCCAGGAUUUGUGGAUUUAACACUCCAUGAUCAGGUCCAUCUACUGGAAUGUGCCUGGUUAGAGAUACUGAUGAUUGGCUUAAUCUGGCGUUCAGUGGAGCACCCUGGAAAGCUCUCAUUUGCCCCAAAUCUAUUAUUGGACAGGAAUCAAGGAAAGUGUGUUGAGGGUUUUGUGGAAAUAUUCGACAUGCUUCUGGCCGCUUCUUCUCGCUUUCGAAUGAUGAAUGUCCAGGGGGAAGAAUUUGUGUGCCUUAAAUCCAUUAUUCUACUCAAUUCUGGUGUCUAUACAUUUCUUUCCAGCACCUUACAAUCAAUGGAGGAAAAAGAGCACAUUCAUCGUGUUCUAGACAAAAUCACAGACACUUUGACACAUCUGAUGGCUAAAGCAGGCCUCUCCCUGCAGCAGCAGCAUAGACGAUUAGCUCAGCUCCUCCUCAUCCUUUCCCACAUCAGGCACAUGAGCAAUAAGGGAAUGGAGCACCUCUACAACAUGAAGUGCAAGAAUGUGGUCCCUCUUUACGACUUGUUGCUGGAAAUGCUAGAUGCCCACCGCCUGCAUGCCCCUGAAGCAAGCCACAGCCCCCCAAGUGAAGAGGCGGCUGUGAAGCAGCUGACAACCCCAUCCAUGUCAAUGCAUUCCUUGCCACCUUGCUACGUGAACAAAAGGGAAGAUGAGAACGAGCCAGAAGAGAUGUGAGAGUCCACAUUUCAAGUAGCCUACAGGUUUCUGAGAAUCACAUCAGAAAACCACCUACUUCAGGCUUAAUUGAAUUGGUACAAUGUGUAAGCACUCCAAUACUCACCAAUCACCAGCAAUUCCAAAACAUUGCUUUCCAAGAUCCUUUCGCAUUCUGGACAUAAUUUAGAGAUUCAGAGGCAAUUCUCAGUGUUUGUGUUAAACAGAACACAAACAUGGGGGUUCCUGUAGUCUUUUGGCUGGUAUCAGUCUUAAGAAUUUGGGUGGCAAUGACCUUUUUCUUUGUAAUCAAUAGGGCAAAGAUCCCAGCUGAGUUUGAGUAGGUGAUGUUUACAUGAAAUGCUUAUGGGAUCUUUUACGAAUAAAGAAUCCUACCCCGCUCCACACACACACUAAAAACAGUGGCGGUAAAGAGCUCAGAUUUUGUUAGACUCCAAUCUCAUUCUUAUUUGAAGAGAGAGAAAAAGAGGGGGGAAACCCGCAAGAAUUUAGUAUUUCUUCUCAGCGGGUUAUUUCAUAUCAGGGCUUCAGUCAGUAUACAACUAUGUACAUUUAUCCUCUCAGAUAAACCCUUUAGAUUGCUAAAUAGCUGACUUCAGCAAGAAACUCCUAACUUAACUAACCGGGGAUAAGAAGGAACUGUUAGGUUGCAGUCGUACUCAGAACAGGCUUGGCAUAGCAUUAUGGAGCUUAUUUUGGUGACGACAGAGGAGUUUACUGUUUAUUUGUUUAUUUCGGCCCAAGGCCAGCAUAGACAGAGGAGCUGGUUUUAGUCCCACAUGAGGAAUUUUCAGCUGGGCAGCUAUCGACAGAAUUCACCAUAUGAACCCACUAACAUUUUGCAGUCAAAGUGAAAGGAUUGCCACAUUAAAAAAAUUGCUUUUCCAUAGUUAUCUGAGAAUAAUUUGUGCACUAGGAAUUAAAGGAGUUAAUAAUAGGGCAGUGCACUAAGGGAAUUAUCCAUACCUGAAUCUGAUCCAAUUCAAUGCUAAUCAUUAUUGCAUCAUGUUGAUGCAGUUUGGGGGAUGUAAUGAAUCAGCCAGUAUAGUAGAUCAUCUUGAUGCACUGGUGGAGCUUACCUAAAACCAAGAAGCAGGCUCCCUUCCAUUUUCUACAUGGAAAUCACUGUUUAGGGGGCAGGUAUCGUGGCAGUGCUACUUUCUAUGCUACUUCCCCCCAUAGAUUCAGCCCACAGUGCCCCAUGUAAGGAAGCAAUAUCACAACAUGAUAUUGUUGGCCGCUCCCCAUAACUGUAGAGAGUGGCCGUUCCCUCCACCACCAAGUAAUGCCCCAGAGAAAGGGCACAAUGUCAUGUUAUUGCUUUCUUACCUGGGUCUUUUGUGAACUGAACCAAUGGGGAGCAGUGGCAUUCUAAAACACUACCACUGUGGCUGCCCCAAAGGCAGCAUAUUUCCAUGCAGAAAAUAGAAGGGAGCCUGCAUCUUGGUUUCAGCCAAGGUUCCCUCCCCACAGUACAGUUCAGUCGAAUACAAGACUAUUGUAUUGUUUCCCAUUUUAUCUUUUUAUCUGAGAAGUUUAUCACUGGAUUGUAUCUAAUGAAAAAAUGUCCAAUAAGGUACACAUCACAUCAGUUCUGAUUACUGGCCUGAGAUUAUGCACAGACCUGGUUAAUAGCUAGCAGUUGGGGAUUUUAGUGUACAGCAGUGGUUUAUACAGCAUGCUGGAUGACUCUAGAAGAAAAGGCAAUUAAUACAUUUUAUAACUAAACUAGUGUUUUUUAGCCCGUUACAAUAACGGGCGCUAGCGUUCCCCCCCCUUACCUCCCGUUCCCUCCUCUCCCGGCCCCACGGGCGGCCAUUUUGGCCAAAUUGUUGUCCCGAUCGUUCCAAAAAAUGCCUGCCACCGCCGCUGGCCGGCCGUCCAGCCUCCCAGCUGCCCGAUUCCUCCUCUCUGCCCCCCCCCCGAUUAAGGGCUUAAUCGGCCCAUGCAAUUUCCGCCGCCGCUGCCCGAUUCUUCCUUUCCCGUUCCUCCCCCCACAUGAUCAAAGUCCAAAAUGGCCCAUGCAAUUGCUGCCGCCGCCGACCACCCUCCCAGUUGCCCAAUUCCUCCUUCCCUGCUC
This is a messenger RNA of Hemicordylus capensis (graceful crag lizard), 4047 nucleotides long. RefSeq names its product estrogen receptor 1 (gene ESR1). The coding region runs from base 201 to 1967 and encodes 588 amino acids. Gene Ontology annotation, cellular component: nucleus. The record is from RefSeq and is a predicted model, not a curated record. Lineage: Eukaryota; Metazoa; Chordata; Lepidosauria; Squamata; Cordylidae. The transcript is spliced from 9 exons. Gene Ontology annotation, molecular function: zinc ion binding; sequence-specific DNA binding; nuclear estrogen receptor activity. Gene Ontology annotation, biological process: regulation of DNA-templated transcription; steroid hormone receptor signaling pathway.